AUGGCGGCUUCCGACAGCGCUGCUUCAGCGGCUUCCGCCUUGCGCCGCUUUGCGGCCGAAGGCGAGGACUUUUGCAAGCUGGCGUUCAGCCAGCUGGGGCGUCGUCACCAACGGACGCUCAAGCGGGCGUGCAUCCACACAGAGACCCCGCCAGCGUCAGGUCACGAGGGCGGUUCGGGCCUCGCUGGGGCGAGCACUACGAGCACUUCCUUCCGCCUGGACCCGGCGGACAACUCCACAAACCAGGUUACCGCCUCUGACGGGGCGAACAUCAACAACCUGGACGUGGUCUCGGUCACCAACCCGCUGAUUUGGACGGCUGCUUCGCCCACAGCGAGCUUGGGCACCCAAGAUCCCAUUUGGCGGCCUUCCACGGGCGGCCUUACAUCCUUGGACGCCUAUCUGAUGUCCACGAACCUGGUGACACCGCCCAGGUUGUGGGCGACAACUGAGGGUGCUGGCGGCACUAUGUCCUCCACACCGCCUACGGCUCGACCCGGUUCUACGCCCACAGCGGCGUCCCGCGCGCAGAGCCCGAACCACAAGCAGCGCCCACUCCGGGCGGAGGCGGCGCAGCUCGGCAUGAGGUAUGACCAGUACCGCCGCCACAGCCCCUCAGUCCUCACAGGCGGCGUCACGCCUCCUCCUGCAGUGCGCCCCCUGGGCCCGCACAAGCGCCCAGACACCCGCCUCUCGGUGUAG
This is a messenger RNA of Symbiodinium pilosum, 702 nucleotides long. Lineage: Eukaryota; Dinophyceae; Suessiales; Symbiodiniaceae. The record is from the annotation of a GenBank genome assembly.